AUGAGCAAGCUGGAGAAGAAGUGUCCGGUCUGCUACCAGAAGCUGCCGAUGCCGGCAGACGUUCUGGGGCCGAUGGACAAGGAGUUGAACUACUUCAUGUGGAUGCCCGGCUUCGAGUGGCGACCGGAGCCCGUGCGGGAGUCUGCUGACGCGUACGGUGACGUUUGCGACUCGCCCUCUUGCCGCCAAGAGUUCCGCCCCGCAGCGGACGAAGACAUGGAAGAAGCUCUCGAGGAAAUGGUAGAGGCCGAUGAGAUGCGCGACCGCUUCAACGAGCGCGCCUCAGGCGGAAAGGUCUCUACGAACGACGCCAUGAUCCUCGCUCGCCAGCUCGGCUUGGCUCCUUCCUACGGCGACAAGAAGGAGUUUGAAAAGAACAGCGGUGACAGCCUCGACUACACCUCAUUCCAAAAAUUCGUGGGAGCUAGCACCCACCCUGAAGACAACAUUGAAGACCUUGUCGAAGCCUUCGCGUACUUUGACACUUCUAAACAUGGUUAUCUUACUCGCAAGCAAAUGGGAAACAUCCUCAUGACUUACGGAGAGCCUCUCACCGAGGCAGAGUUCAACGCCUUGGCUGCGGAAUUCUUCACAAGCGACCAGAUCGACUACAGAAAGUUCUGCGAAGCGAUGCUCGCGCGAAAGGAGUAA
This is a messenger RNA of Neospora caninum, 651 nucleotides long. Its product is annotated as putative myosin light chain TgMLC1. Bases 1 to 651 code for a protein of 216 amino acids. The transcript is spliced from 4 exons. Gene Ontology annotation, molecular function: calcium ion binding. The record is from RefSeq and is a predicted model, not a curated record. Lineage: Eukaryota; Apicomplexa; Conoidasida; Eucoccidiorida; Sarcocystidae. Gene Ontology annotation, cellular component: myosin II complex.